AUGGUGCUGCUGGCCGGGCCCGGGCCGGAGGGCGGCGGGGCAGGCUGCGUGAGCCCGCAGCCGCCGUCCCCACCCCAGGGCGCGCAGGUCGAGGAAGACGCCAGUGAGUACGAGGAGUACGAGGACUUCUCGAGUUUGCCAGAUACCCGCAGCAUCGCGUCGGACGACUCUUUCUACCCUUUCGGAGGCGAGGAGGAGUACGGCGCCCAAAGCGCGGAGAGCGCCCCGGAGGGCGUCCCGGAGGCGGCGACCCUCCUGCGCGCCGCCUGCGCCAACGACGUGGGGCUGCUGCGGGCGCUGGUGCAGCGGGGGCCGCGCGUCGAGGAGGUGCAGGAGACCGACCGCAACGGCCGGACUGGCCUCAUUGUCGCCUGCUACCAUGGCUUUGUGGAUACUGUAGUGGCCUUAGCAGAGUGCCCCCACGUUGACGUCAACUGGCAGGACAGCGAGGGGAACACGGCCCUCAUCACGGCUGCACAGGCAGGGCACGCCACCAUCACCAACUACUUGUUGAACUAUUUCCCUGGUCUUGACCUUGAAAGGAGGAACGUGUUCGGGUUCACAGCUCUGAUGAAGGCCGCCAUGCAGGGCCGCACCGACUGCAUCCGAGCCCUGAUGCUGGCAGGGGCAGAUGUCCACGCGAAGGAUCCCCGCCGCGGGAUGUCGUCCCAGGAGUGGGCCACUUACACGGGCCGGGUGGAGGCCGUCCGCCUCAUGCAGAGGCUGCUGGAGCGCCCCUGCCCGGAGCAGUUUGGGGAAAAGUACAAGCCGGAGCUGCCGCUGCCCCCCGAGACGGCGGGGAAGCCCGCGGGCUCCAAAAACUGCUUGCAGAGGCUCACGGAGUUCCUGCGGUCCGCGCUGACCUCCCGCCCCAGCCAGGGCCUGGAGGAUGGGGGCGUCCUUGACCACAUGGUCCGCAUGACCACGAGCCUCUACAGCCCCGCCGUGGCCAUCGUCUGCCAGACCGUGUGCCCCGAGAGCCCCCCCUGCGUGGGGAAGAGGCGACUGGCGGUGCAGGAAAUCCUGGCGGCUCGCGGGGAGCGGGACACCCACGUCCCGGAGAGGGACAAGGCGGAGGGCACCGAGCAGGAGUUCCGGACCCCGCAGGGAGGGGGGGCCUCCGGCGCGGGUCCCCCGAGAGCCGGCCUGCCGCCUGCCCCGCUGCCCGGGACCCGGGGGGCCGCCCCGCCCUCGCGGAAGGCCAGCCUCCUGCCCCUGCAGCUGCUGAGGCGGAGCAGCGUGCGGCCGGGCGUCGUGGUCCCCAGGGUCCGCAUCACCAAGGCGCCGGCGCCCACCUUCCAGCCCGAGCGGCCGGCGCGGAAGAGCAGCACCAAGGACAGCGCCCACCUGCAGAUCCCCAAGUGGCGGUACAAGGAGGCCAAGGAGGAGAAGAGGAAGGCGGAGGAGGCGGAGAAGAAGCGCCUGGCCGAGGCGCAGAAGGAAAGGCGCGCGCCGCCCUGGAGGAAGAGGACGUGAGGGUCCGGCCGGGCGGGGGACGAGCGGCUGCGGGCGCAGAGCCCGC
Messenger RNA from Propithecus coquereli (Coquerel's sifaka), 1522 nucleotides. RefSeq names its product ankyrin repeat domain 33B (gene ANKRD33B). Gene Ontology annotation, molecular function: protein binding. The transcript is spliced from 4 exons. The coding region runs from base 1 to 1476 and encodes 491 amino acids. NCBI's taxonomy places the organism in Eukaryota, Metazoa, Chordata, Mammalia, Primates, Indriidae. The record is from RefSeq and is a predicted model, not a curated record.